This is a messenger RNA of Heterostelium album PN500, 798 nucleotides long. RefSeq names its product GTP-binding protein (gene guf1). Lineage: Eukaryota; Evosea; Eumycetozoa; Acytosteliales; Acytosteliaceae. Gene Ontology annotation, biological process: positive regulation of translation. Gene Ontology annotation, molecular function: GTP binding; mitochondrial ribosome binding. The transcript has a single exon. Gene Ontology annotation, cellular component: mitochondrion. The coding region runs from base 1 to 798 and encodes 265 amino acids. The record is from RefSeq and is a predicted model, not a curated record.
AUGGGAUUCCGUUGUGGAUUCCUCGGUCUGCUGCACAUGGACGUCAUUCUCCAGCGUUUGGAACAAGAGUACGGUCAGGUCGUCAUUGCAACGCCACCCACCGUUCCCUACAAGGUGUUUAUGAGAGACGGCUCAGAGAAGCUAAUCUCUAAUCCCGCUGAAUAUCCAGCGAGUGAAUUCAUCUUGCGAACAGAGGAGCCCAUGAUCAUCGGAAAGAUUGUCGCGCCCAACGAGUAUUUCGGUGGUGUACUCAAACUUUGUAUCGAUCACCGUGGUGUGCAGGUCGACCACGAAUCACUCGAAGGUGGUCGUAUGAAGCUAUCGUUUCAAUUCCCGCUCUCUGAGAUUAUCACUGAUUUCUUUGAUAAUCUCAAGCGAAUCUCAAGUGGCUAUGCGUCGCUCGACUACGAGGACAACGGCUAUGCGACUGCCGACGUCGUCAAGGUCAAGGUGAUGUUGAACGGCGAGGAAGUAGACUCUUUAUCAUCGAUUGUACAUAAAACUAGAGCGGCACCGCACGCUCGUUCGCUAGUAAAGCGUCUCAAGAAGAUCAUCGACCGACAGAUGUUUGCCGUUGCCAUUCAGGCUGCCGUUGGAAACGAUGUGCUCGCUCGAGAGAACAUCUCGGCGAUGCGUAAAGACGUCACUGCAAAGUGUUACGGUGGUGACAUCACACGUCGAAGAAAGCUGCUCGACAAACAAAAAGAAGGUAAAAAGAGAAUGAAACAAAUGGGUUGUGUAGAGUUAUCACAAGAAGGUUUUUUGAAACUAAUGAAAAAUACUGAAGAUGAUGAUUGA